AUGUUCUAUAGUCCCGUGAAACACAAUAGUGUUUUAGAAUACUCUCGUGGACGAACGCCUAGCAACGAGUUACAGGUGUAUACGUGGUUGGAUGCUACACUGCGUGAAUUGGCCUCUUUGGUGAAGCAAGUCAAUCCAGAAGCCCGCAAACGUGGUACUCUAUUUGACUUUGCUCUCGUCUCUCCAGAUCUCCGGGUGCCUGUGUAUCGGAUGCGGGAAUUGGGCGAGGUUUGUUCGGGAUCUCCCUCCGAUACGGACCGUAUCAUGCUCAAGGUGAGCACAGAUGAUUCCGGCUUAUUUCACUUUUCACCUUUUCACACAUUAUCCAUCAGCUUCCCGUGA
Molecule: messenger RNA, 342 nt
Organism: Dicrocoelium dendriticum
Lineage: Eukaryota; Metazoa; Platyhelminthes; Trematoda; Plagiorchiida; Dicrocoeliidae
Source: the annotation of a GenBank genome assembly